CCCCCGUUCAUCCGAGGCAGUUGUAUCGCCCAUCGCAUCGCAUUGCAUCGCAUCGCAUUGCAUCUUCCAUCGCUUCGCAUCCUAUCCAGCACCUGCCUGAUCCCGCAACCAACAAGCCAUGCGGACCGGACUGUUUGCACUGCUGGGCCUGAUGGCUCUUCUUGGUCUGUGCUCGAUGGCCUCGGCUCUUCCCAAGCCAGCAGCGGCCUCUUCUUCGGGCAAGAACAGCGUCAAGGGCACAAACUCGUCAGCCUUUCGUUUCAUCGACGACUCCGUGACGUUGGGCAACGUCUCGGUGCGAUUCCGCAUCAACGCUCCGAGCCAGGCCGUUGUCCAGGGCUCGCCGUCUUCGGGCAGUGGUCGGCUCGGCGUGCAUGUGUUCCUCCACGGCGACGGCGGCUCGGGUUUCUUCACGUUCCCAAACAAGCAAAGCCAGAGUGACCUUAUCGGAGUUGCUCUGCUCGCACCGAACAACAACCGACGAUGGGGCGGCGGCGGCGGUCUUACCCGGCCCGACGGCCCGCUGCACUCGGCCAUCAUCAACCAGUUCAUCCAGCAGGAGCUGCCCAAGCACAUCAACUUUGAUUCGUCGCGGGUCUUCUUCACCGGCGUCUCUGGCGGCUCGCUUCUGCUCUCGGGGUUCUUCCUGCCUCAGUUUGGAGCCAACUUCAAGAACGCCGGGGCGCUGCUGCUGUGCGGCGGCAUGCCCCCGCAGGUGGCCUUCUCGGAUCAGGGCCAGUUCCUGCAGACCUUCCGGGUUCAUUGGGAGUCGACCCAGAACGACCUCGUUGAGCUGCAGAACUCGAUCCCGGACUGCAUCAAGGCCUAUGAGAAGCAGGCUCGGACGGUCGGCAUCAGCGACAGCGUCAUCAACCAGCAGCUGACGGCCGAUGCCACUUCGGUCGGAGGCCAUUGCGCCUUUGACGGCGUCGGCUUCACUUCCGGCGUGCAGGUGCUCGUCAACAGCCUCGAGCAGGUUCUCCUCGGCAACGGGGUCAUUCCGGCGCUGCACAACUUGAACGUCCGGGUCGGCGUUGUCGGGAACGAAGACCGGCUCUUCAAGAACCCACCUCCCAAGGGCGCCCGCACCCCGCCGCGGCCGAACAGAAAGUCCUCGAACCCGGUCCUGGCGGCCAGGUCGUUUUCCGAUCUGGAUGGCAUUGUGCUGUGAACCAGGCGGCUU
Molecule: messenger RNA, 1183 nt
Organism: Polychytrium aggregatum
Lineage: Eukaryota; Fungi; Chytridiomycota; Chytridiomycetes; Polychytriales
Exons: 3
Coding region: 119-1171 (350 amino acids)
Source: RefSeq, a predicted model, not a curated record